This is a messenger RNA of Lonchura striata (white-rumped munia), 2351 nucleotides long. RefSeq names its product differentially expressed in FDCP 8 homolog (gene DEF8). NCBI's taxonomy places the organism in Eukaryota, Metazoa, Chordata, Aves, Passeriformes, Estrildidae. The record is from RefSeq and is a predicted model, not a curated record.
UGGUAUUUAGGAUGCUGGUGCUGGUAUUUAGGAUGCUGGUGCUGGUAUUUAGGAUGCUGGUGCUGGUAUUUAGGAUGCUGUGCUGAUAUUUAAGGUGCCAGUGAUGGUAUCAGGAUGCUGGUGAUGGUAUUUGGGGUGCUGGUGAUGGUAUUUGGGGUGCUGGUGCUGGUAUUUAGGAUGCUGGUGCUGGUAUUUAGGAUGCUGGUGCUGGUAUUUAGGAUGCUGGUGCUGGUAUUUAGGAUGCUGGUGCUGAUAUUUAAGGUGCCAGUGAUGGUAUCAGGAUGCUGGUGAUGGUAUUUGAGGUGCUGGUGAUGGUAUCAGGGUGAUGGUAUUCAGGGUGCUGGUGCUGGUAUUUUUUAGGGUAACGGUGCUGGUAUUGGGGGUGCCUUGAUGGUGCCAGUGGCAGUGCCAGGGUGCCGGGUCACUGAGGCCGUGCCCUCUGCCCGGCAGGACGGGGGCGAUGGCGUCGGACGAGCGGCUGGCCCGCUUCCGCCAGGCACACCUGAACCCCUUCAACAAGAGCCCCGAGCAGCCGGAGCGCCCCGACGGAGAACCCCCUGCCCCAGCCCAGCAGCCGGAUCCCACCCCCGGGGACCCCGAGGGCGCCCUGGACCUGGGGCUGGCCGAGGACCACUUCUCCCGCCCCGUGGGGCUGAUCCUGGCGUCGGACGUGCCGCAGCUGCGCCGCGCCAUCGAGGAGUGCAAGCGGCUGAUCCUGGCGCUGCCCGAGCACUCGGAGCGGCAGAAGGACGCCGUGGUCCGGCUCAUCCACCUCCGCCUCAAGCUGCAGGAGCUGAAGGACCCUGGUGAGGAUGAGCCCAACAUCCGCGUGGUCCUGGAGCAUCGUUUCUACAAGGAGAAGAGUAAGAGCGUCAAGCAGAUGUGUGACAAGUGCAGCACCAUCAUCUGGGGGCUCAUCCAGACCUGGUACACCUGCACAGGCUGCUACUACCGGUGCCACAGCAAGUGCCUGCCGCUGGUGAGCCGGCCCUGCGUGCGUGCCCAGGUGAGCCACCAGGCCGAGUACCAGCUCAGCAUCUGCCCCGAGAGUGGGCUGGACAGCCAGGACUACCGCUGUGCCGAGUGCCGGGCCCCCAUCUCCCUCCGGGGGGUGCCCAGCGAGGCCCGGCAGUGCGACUACACCGGCCUCUACUACUGCUCCAGCUGCCACUGGAACGACCUGGCCGUGGUGCCCGCCCGUGCCAUCCACAACUGGGACUUCGAGCCCCGCAAGGUGUCACGGUGCAGCAUGAGGUACCUGGCACUGAUGGUGUCACGGCCGGUGCUGAAGCUGCGGGAGAUCAACCCACUGCUCUUCAACUACGUGGAGGAGCUGGUGGAGAUCCGGAAGCUGCGCCAGGACAUCCUGCUGAUGAAGCCCUACUUCAUCACCUGCAAGGAGGCGAUGGAGGCGCGGCUGCUGCUGCAGCUGCAGGACCGGCAGCACUUUGUGGAGAACGACGAGAUGUACUCGCUGCAGGACCUGAUCGACAUCGAGGCCGGGCGCCUCGGCUGCUCCCUCACCGAGAUCCACACGCUCUUUGCCAAGCACAUCAAGCUGGACUGCGAGCGAUGCCAGGCCAAGGGCUUCGUCUGUGAGCUGUGCCGGGAGGGCGACGUGCUCUUCCCCUUCGACAGCCACACCUCGGUCUGCGCCGACUGCUCGGCCGUCUUCCACAGGGACUGCUACUACGACAACUCCACCACCUGCCCCCGGUGCGCCCGGCUGAGCCUGCGGAAGCAAUCCUUGUUCCAGGACUCCGGCACGGAGGCGGAGCCCUGAGGGGGGGUCUGGCCCCAUUGUGGGGUCUCAGGCCCAAGACUGCCCCCCACUCUCCACGGGGCUCUGGGAUGGACACAAUCAGCCCAGUGGUGGCUUGGGGACUGGGGUGGCCCUGGCUCUGGGAUCCUCUGCUCAUGGACAUGGCAGCGCUGCCGGGAGGGAACCGCUGCUGGACCCCAGCCACUGCCGGGAGCGUGGAGAGCCUCACCGGAGGGGCCAGGAUGGGGUUAACGGAUCCGGGAAAGGCCCACAGCGGCUCCUGCCCUCCCUGCCGGAACCGGGCUGCGGGCCGGGAUGGGCGCAGGCCGGGGCCGGCGCUGCCCUGUCCUGCAGUGACGGUGACAGUGACAGGAACUCAGCCCCGGCACCGGGACGGGACCGAGUCCCUCCCACACACGAUACUGGGCUCUGGUCCCUCCCCGGCCCACGGCACCGCCGUUACCGGGGCCGAGCCCCGGCGGGGAUGCUGCGGGAUCUUCCCCGGGCUGGGGCGGGCGCGGGGUGGAGCCGCUGCCUCCCUUCUCCCCGCUGGUUCCUGUAGCAUUAACGAGCCUCUCUGCACAACCCA